GUGCGCGGUGGUGUGUAUGCAUGCAGUUGCCCAGUACCGUAUGAACGAGCUGAGUAUGUUUGUAAACUGGGUUUUCUAAAAGUUUGUUUUAAAUGGACCCAUGAAUCGCGCGAGGCAUCCCGCGAGCCUGUGACCAGCGCCAGCAUCCAGCACCGCGUCCGGCGUCGAGAUGUACGCGCCGCUCGCCUGAGAGCGAAAACCCCGAGUGCGCCGAGUGCGAAGAUUAGGUGGAUCUGACAAAAAGGGGUUAGGUGCUGCGCGAGGAAAACACACGGAUUUCGCACGCAGAGUGGCGGUGCGAGAGUCGAUGAAUCGCGCCGCCGUCAGGAGAUGCUCCUGCUCGCCGAAGACGCGCUCUCGGCGUAAGUGAACGAUGCGCGGAUCGACGACGACGGCAGGUUACGUUUCGCGUGAGUACCAAACCGCAAGAGUCUCCCCAAGACACGGCGGCGCGCGGCGAAUGACCUACAAAUUGCAAUAAACAAUUAACGAAGGGAAAUCGUCGCGCGUGCAAGUCUUCCACUCGGUGUGCGCGCGUGUGGAAAACCUGCUUUCCAUACGGUGCACCGUCGACCCACACAACAAAAAUAACAACAAACAAUGUUAUUCUGUUGAGAUUACCUGCACUAUGCAGUUGGUUUCUGAUUGUGUGCAUCUGUACGAAAACUCGGGCUGAAUGUUGAAUUGCAGUGGUGAGAAAUAUGCAAAGCCUGGAAGCCUCAUAUGAGGAGGGUGAGGUGACACCUUCCUUGUGUGAUUGUUCAUUCAAAAUGGUCUGCACCCACAAUAGAAGCUUCAAAAAAGCGAAACUGUCGACGCAACGCUCCUCCUUGUCCGUGCUGGACAAUGUGCCAACAUAUAACGACUCACCGCAUGCAUCGGCCGGCUCGACGACGCCUCAGAAACCUCAAUUUUGUAUACACACUAAACUACUGCACCUUUACCUAGAAGAGUGUGCCAAGGAUCCCAAUCAAUUAAGAACUGGACUAAAACGCAAUACGCACUUAUUAGAGAAAUUGGUUGCGAGAGAAAGACUGAAUACAAUAAUUCUAAAUUUAUAUCCAGGUAAUAAAGGUUACUCAAUAACGUUCCCGAUGCAUCCCUUGAGCGACUCAUGUACAGACGACACUGCCGAAACGAUGGAGACCAAACCAUGGCCUUACGAAGACGCCGAGUUGCUACGCUACCUAGACCUGGAAGAACUGCCGGCGUUUCUCGUCGAUCUGUUCGAGCCGGCGUACGGCUUCCUCUUCUACAGCGGCUGUAUCAUCGCGAAGGUGCGCGACUAUCGACAGGCGUUUCCAGCGCAUAAAGCCACCAUUCACCACGUACUGCUACGGCCGACGCUUCAAAGUAUACUCGCGGACGUGCAAAAGCUUGCCGAAGAGAAGAGCGCCGAGGAGCGAGCGCAGCUUGAGAGUCGUAUACUGCUCGCGCAUCAUCCAACGCUCUGCCUCGAUAGUAAAUCGACGACGGUGGCCGAGCGUACUGCACAUUUACAGCACAAUCGGCAUUUGUUUGUGACGAAUCGCAUUCGGCGUGCGGCGAUGAAGUACUCGCAGGUGACGAUUAAUCGCAAGAAGAAGUUGAUGUCGCACACGCAGCGGCCUGGUCUGGAGUUGUAUGAGUAUAUGAAUAGGUUGCGAGCUCGGUCGCGGACCGGCGCGCCAUCUACGGUGAGACUGCCUAGGCGGGAAGAACUUAAGCCAAUUCCUGCGCCGUGUCUUGAUAGUCCUUCGAUAGCGAUGCCCUCACAGGGUGUCGAUAUUGCUGAAUUCAAGGCGUAUCCACCAACGCGUGAGACUCGCGAGAGUGUUGACGAUGCAGGCUUCCCACAAUACAUGGAGAACUGCCAGCCGCAGCUCGUGGAAGAAUACGUGCUGGAAACCAACAUGCAUUCGAAGGAACCGGACAAACGACGCGUGUAUCAAAUGAAGUUGUCGAUACUGCAGCGACCGCUCAAUGGCGAAUACCUCGGCGAGUUAUAUCUUGAUAGGGAUCAUAAAAAAGGCGAGCGUAAUGGCGUCGCUUCACGGUUUAGUCUGGGCACGCGCGUGCAAGCCAACCGAUAUAUCCAGCAAUUCACGGAGAUCUUCACCGAGAGCGGGCGUAAAUCGGUACGAGUUAACUAUUGCUUUGCGCAGAACCAUCCGCAGGUGUGCUUUAAGGUGCAGACUCCGCAGCAGGCGGCGGGCGGCGUCCAGCAUCCUGUUCAACCGUCGGCGCCUACGUUGCAGCCUAGCGUAGCUGUCUCCUACCAACCUCUGCCCGGCACUGGUGCUAAUUCGGUCGUCAAUGGCACGACCGUCAACUUGCUGCCGACGCAUCAAACUGCCUCUGCUUCUGUUCCCAUUUUGCAGGCGCAGCUGCAAACGAAUAAACAAACUCAGGAUGCCAACUCUGAACUGGCUUUUAACGUAUUGUCCACGAAGUUGAUGAAUUCAGUGCAACAAAUACAAGCAGCAAACGCGAAGCAAACAACGCAAAAGUCAACCUGUAGCAACGCAGCAAUAAUAAACCUCCUGAAUCGCUCCCCAGCGAGCAAUAUCAACAGCGACGCGAAUGCGGCGGUCGUAAACGCCAUCAACAACUCGCAGCUGCUCAGCCAGCAGCAGGGCACGAAGUUUGUCGGGCGUAAGAUAACCGUGGCGAAUAUGUCUACGAAUGCACGCGUACUCAACGCCGCUAAUGUGAUAUCGGUGAACAACAAUCGUUCGCUCGGCGACACGUCCGGUCUGCAGCCGCAGCAGAUCACGCUAUCGACCGUGUCUGGCAGCAAUUUCUUCACCACGGUGACGGUCUCCAAGCAGCAAACGCGCGCUCACAAUGACGGCGGUAAAGCGGCGCUGUCUGCAUUACUUGUGGGCACAGCCGCCGCUGAUCAACCCGAUAUCGCGUCGACAAACACCAACUCUUUGCUUCUUGAAAAGCUCGCCGGCAUUUCGUCCGGUUCUAGUAAACACCCCACCAGCCCGACAUUCAUCCAAAGUCCCAAACAAUACGCGGUGCAGAGCCCGAAGAUGUCACCGCUGGCGUCGCCCCCGCCACAGACGCAGACCAUUAACGUGCAGGGCCUCAACUACACGACGAUACAAGGCUUGCAGGGUGUGCAGGUGCAGCUGCCUGGUUUCUCGCAGCCGAUGCGCGCGUUUUUAAACGUCGCAUCCACCGGUGGGCUGCAGGGGCAGAGCUUGGUAGUGACGGUGCCGGUAACGACGACAGCGAACAGUGCGGCCGGCGCCGGUGUGACGCAGUGCGUGAACAAUAAUAAUAGCAACGUUGCGAACGCGAUCAGCGUCAGUAAUGUAACGGGCACGCCGACGGUGGUGCUGGGCAAUGCAGGGACGAGCAAUUUAGCUCAAUUAGUUGCGACGGGGGUGAACGUAAAGCGCGCGGGGGUGCAGGGCACGGUGCUGGCGGCGAACAGCACGCCGCUGCAGCUCGUCACGCCUAUUCAACGACCGCGCCAGCUUCAGCAAGGCCAACGCCUGCAGUUCCAGCAGCAGGUCCAGCGACAGAUGCCUAUCACCAUCAAAAUGGCCGCCACUGGUGGCGCUGUUUCAGCGCAAUCUGCAAAUGUGACGCAGAACGUCGUGCAGCAAGUUCAGAAGCAAUUCCAGCAUCAACAGGUGCAGCUGCAGCUUACGAAUCAGCAACAGUUUCAUCAGGCGACCGCCUCGCAGCCGCAGCACAUUCACCUCAACAAAAUCGCGCGAAGAUCUAGCCAAAAUGUGUCGGACCCUCCAUAGAACAGCGCGCUCAGUAUUCGAGUCACUUAAUUAAUUAAUUAACAGUAACGCAACGCGAUGAAUGCUCACAAGACACACACGCGCUUGGUGAUGAUUGUAAAUGAUGACAUUUUUAAUAAUUAGUUGCGCGAUCCAUGCUGGAAAAUGAUCGCGUCUCGCACCCGGGGAGUAAAUACUUUUAUAACACUAGUCUUAGCCGGAUAGAUAUCGUGGUACACGCCGAUUUUUUUAAUUUUAUUUUUCUCAUUAUUUUGUUUUAAUUAUUAAUUUAUUUGAUCACUGUUAAUCUGUACAUUUUUUUUUCUUCUACUUGUAUCAUGAACACACUUAACAGACACGCAGACACACGAAUGACGCGAAACAAAUAAGGGCAAAAGACUGAUAAACGUAGUAACAAAAUAGAACUUAACAACAACCAACCAAGCAACACAAUUGAAACCAAACAAAAUACACACACAUACACACCACAAAAGUCCACCUGAGCUGAAGAAACGUCACUGUCACAAUCAUAUUAAAACUAUGAUCUCAUUAAGAUUAAUUUUUUGUUAAUUAAUCAAAGAAAACGUUAAAUGUUUUAUUAUUUAGAUUUGUAUUAUGUGCUAUCGUUCAAUUCUCUUCAUUUUGCACAGAAACUCGACUGUUCCUAAGCGCUGCCAGCGGAUUGGAUGCAAUGAGCAGGAAUUCAAACCUCAAACCCCUAGAAAUCCUAACGGCUCAAUUAAUCAAUCUUUUUUUCAAAUAAUUUUGAUAGUGUAUCAUUUUGAAAAUAAUUCUUGCAUCCGUUGUGCUGGCGUGAACUGUAUGUAACUGCGAAACAAACGAAUAACGCACUGAUAAGACAAUAUCGGUGUCGAAAGCAACUUGAGGGCCUAACACACACGUUCGUUCCAACUGCGCGCGUACGCAAAACUUGUAAUCACAAACGCACUCUUCGCCCUGCGUACCAGCCUAACAUAGACAAACUAUUAUCAGAUCACAAAGUGCAUUCACUUCGUCUAGAUCCAACAAAAUUACGUAGCGCAACAAAUGUAUAGCUAUUCGCGGUAGAUACGAGGAUAUCCUAUAAAUUGUAACUGGUGGAAAAAAAUUUACAAUACUGUAUUUCUGAAUGUAAGUAAUCUAACGAGCACCGACAAGUGGAACACAAAUAACUCUCGGUGGUUAAGGUGGAAGGCGCGAACACAAAUUAAGGUUGUAUUUGUUAUUAGGUAGCGAAAUGAACUAAUUGAAAUCAUGUAAAUAGCAUGCGAUUGAUGUGCGGCGUUUAAAUGAUGUAAUAAUAUGAUGCAAUGUAUUCAAAUACUCUUUCUGAGAAUUCAAAAUGGCCGACGCUACUUUUCAACGGAUUUUGGGUUGUGUUAUAUUAUUAUGCAUUUAAAUGUGGAUCUUGAGCAAAAGGAAUUGUACCGCAGCGUAAGAUUGUAAAUUGUUUUGUUUUCAUUUUCGAAGACGAUGAUAAUCGGGGACGGCAGCGCCUUCAAACGAAAAACAAAAAUUACGGAUUAGUUAAAUUUCUUAAGUGUUAGGUACUUCUUGUAAAAUGUAAAUAGCCACAUUGUUUUCCUCCGCUCCCAACUCCCAGAAUUAUCUAUAUAUAUAUAUAUACAUACUGCAUAUAUAUAAAUAUUAUAUAUUUGUAACAAAGCAAGUUCUUUUUUAAAUAUUGUACAUAGUUUCUUUUGACGCGUCCGUUGUAGUAGGUACUGCUAAAUUAUCUACGCAGCAAUGAUUUGUACGUAUAUCUAUUAUUUAUUGAAAUCGUUUUUCUUUUAUUUUAUUAUUUACCCUUUUUCGUUUUACAAAGUUGUUGUUAAUCACUGAAAUUGUAAAAAAAUGAACACAAACAUGUUUAGAUGAUGUAAGACUACGAUUGAAGGCAGAUGCAGAUGCGAAAAACAAACAAGACGAAGACAUUGUAUAAUAAUUACGACUAAUUAACUACGUAUGUGUAAAAAAUUUCAACUUUUCGGCUAAAAAACUCAUGUUGUCCUGUUGGUAAUCGACAAAAUACGAGAAUCGAUGAUUCACAAUGCAUAAAUUAGGUAACGGAAACAAAUUGAAAACAAAUUGUAUAUGUGUAAAAAAUGAAAGAAACAUUUGUCAAAUUAUUGAUUGCAAACACACACUCAUUUGUAAACGGCAAGUUUAGUCACAUACCUUUUAGUAUUGUAUUAAUCUCUCGAGCAGAAACAUUCACACGAUUCAUGGCGGAAAGUCCUCGUUCAGAAAUGGUUAACAUUAACAAACACACCUUGAAGGGAUUCAUUCUUUCUGAAUACAAUGAUUAAACUUUUUUUUAUUGAA
Messenger RNA from Dalotia coriaria, 6053 nucleotides. It is a transcript of the gene Spt20, whose product is annotated as transcription factor Spt20 homolog. Gene Ontology annotation, cellular component: SAGA complex. Gene Ontology annotation, biological process: regulation of transcription by RNA polymerase II. Bases 702 to 3749 code for a protein of 1015 amino acids. Gene Ontology annotation, molecular function: transcription coregulator activity. The record is from RefSeq and is a predicted model, not a curated record. NCBI's taxonomy places the organism in Eukaryota, Metazoa, Arthropoda, Insecta, Coleoptera, Staphylinidae. The transcript has 10 exons.